UAAACAAGGUUGUUGAGAGUUAUUUUCAUAGUUUUCCUGUUUCAGCUGACAGAUCGUCGUCACCACGUGUCACAAUGUCGGCCGACCUGCAGUGGAUGAUCAUCAGGAAUAACUCCUCCUUCUUGUUGAAGAGACCCGGCCUCACCGUCAGCACGGAAAGAAACAAUUUGAAGAACAUCAACUCUUUCCGCUACAAUGGUCUGAUCCGCAGGAAAACUGUUGGCGUGGAGCCAGCAAAAGACGGAAAGGGCAUUGUCAUGGUCACCAGAAAUGCAACGGGCACCCGCAAACCCAACAAAGCUUUCACUCGCGUUGAGAUGAAGCGAGAUCCUCGCCGGACAUUUGCUACCGUCAGGAAAACCAUCCGACGAAACAAGUACAGGAAAGACUUGAAGAUGGCUGCAGUGCGGCGGGCCAGCGCCAUCAUCCGGAGCCAGAAGCCUAUUGUUGUCAAGAAGGCUGGACGGGCAAAGAGGGAUUAAAAUACAAGCAAGAAAAAUUGUAAAUACAGAUAAUAAACUGUCUGGGUGAA
This is a messenger RNA of Haliotis rufescens (red abalone), 532 nucleotides long. RefSeq names its product 60S ribosomal protein L28-like. The record is from RefSeq and is a predicted model, not a curated record. Gene Ontology annotation, biological process: translation. Bases 75 to 482 code for a protein of 135 amino acids. Gene Ontology annotation, cellular component: ribosome; cytosolic large ribosomal subunit. Gene Ontology annotation, molecular function: structural constituent of ribosome. Lineage: Eukaryota; Metazoa; Mollusca; Gastropoda; Lepetellida; Haliotidae. The transcript has 4 exons.